Molecule: messenger RNA, 3654 nt
Organism: Periophthalmus magnuspinnatus
Lineage: Eukaryota; Metazoa; Chordata; Actinopteri; Gobiiformes; Gobiidae
Product: zinc finger protein ZFAT-like
Exons: 23
Coding region: 134-3604 (1156 amino acids)
Biological process (GO): regulation of gene expression
Cellular component (GO): nucleus
Source: RefSeq, a predicted model, not a curated record
UUGUAUGUAUGACAAUGCCGCAGAUUCGACAGAAUUUUUACUCCUUAAGUGAAAUUAUACAUAAAUACUUAACUGUAGCUAUUUGGUGGUUGAAAUUCAAUGUGUGUUUUGAGCUUAUUUAUUGCUGAAAACUAUGGACGAGCAAGCGAAAGGAGCUGCUGUGUUCAUGUGUCGACUUUGCAACCUGUUUUCCCCCAGUCACUCUCAAUUACUGGUUCACUGCUCUCAGGUGCACCAACAGCAGGGGUCCUCACAUGACUUUAUUAUUACACUUCAGCCCCUUGAUCCACAGCAUGCAGAUAAACCCACAGUUCAUCUUUCAGAAACCCCAUCUAAACGAAAGCGUGGAAGACCAAAAGGGUCAGCAAAUAAAAGAAAUAAAGAAGUUUCUCCAGGUUAUACAGAAGAUAAUGUUGAAACUGAAGGAGAGAGAAAUGAACAAGAUGGAAAAGAGGAGGAGGAAUUAGGUUUGGAAUGCAAACAGUGUCUCCGCACUUUUAGUAACAGGCGACAAAUCCUCAAACACAUUUGCUUGAAGGUUGAGGAAGAAGAUGAGGUGGAAGAAAAUGACCAUAGCAAUUUCAGACCUCAUAAAACUGCUAAAAAAGGUCGUCAACAGAAUGAAGACCAAACUUCUUUAUCAAAAGAAAAAACAUCUUCAACAGCCAGCAAAAAGUCAGUGAUCAAGGUUUUUUUAACCGAAGAUGAGAUACUUCCAGAUGUGAGUAAAAUGGUCCCUGUAGAAGAGGACAGUCCCACAGAAGAGGAGUUGACAGUACCACAUGAUACACCACAGAGUCAACCACAAGAGAAAACUACAAGCGAAGUUGCAGCAUCCUCUGAUGAUCCUAAAACGACUACAGGGCCAAGCUUAAAGCCAACAGCAGAGGUCAGCAAAGGCUUUCAGACAUAUUCUAUUGCACAAGGCAAUACCAGUUCCCCUCAAAUAAAGAUCUUUACCUGCAAGUUCUGCAAUAAGAUUUUUAAAUUCAGACAUUCACUGAUUGCCCACUUAAGAACUCACACUCAAGAGAAACCAUUUAAAUGUCCCCAUUGUGAUUAUGCCUCAGCGAUUAAAGCUAACCUCAAUGUUCAUUUGAGGAAACAUACUGGAGACAAGUUUCAUUGUGACCACUGUUCUUUUACUUGCAUCAGCUCUGGACAUCUAAAGGUUCAUAUUGAAAGAGUUCACUUAAAAGUGAAGCAACAUUGCAGUUUCUGCAAGUGUAAGUACUCUGACGUGAAGAACUUGCUGAAACACAUGGAGAGACACCAUAACUUAAAAGAUUCAGCUAUUAAUAAAAUCUACCAACAACUAAGGUUAAAGACUCGUCAGGGAUUUCGGCAGCUUCUAUUUCACUGUCCUACAUGUAAGAGAUGUUUCAAAAGCAGCCAGGAGCGAAACCGCCACCUUCUGGUCCACGAGCCUCAGCCUCCGUUUGGCUGCAUGCUCUGUGAAUAUGCUGCAAGCAGACUAAGUGGACUUACUGCUCAUGUUAGGAAGCACUUCUUCCUUUAUGUGUGUAGUGUGUGCAAAGGUGUGUUUGUGAGCUGUCACAGACUCAAGACUCACGUGACAGAAUCCCAUCCAGAACUAGACCAAGAUCAAACCUUCACUGAUUGUAUCAGUAGCAGCUACCAGCUCAUACAAGCUGGUGGAGGAAUAUGGGGCCAAGAUUCUGAGAAACUAAUUGAGCAGACAAGCCAAGAAGAGAGCGUGAGGGAAGAGGUAAUAGAAAACAUCCCAGAAGAACUGCAAGUUCCCAUUAGUCAACUGGAGGUAGACCAAAAUCCCCCUCAAGAUCUGGAAAUGGGACUACUGGAGCAUAACACAGGAUUAAAUUCAAACCCAAAAGUUUCAUCACAAAGCAACCAAAUUGAGCUCUGUCAAACUUUGAUUAAUCCACGCCUCUCUGAAGCUGAAAAUAAAACAUCUUUGACUUCAAACCUGUCUGAGGAUUCUGAAAGUAGAAAAGAACAGGAGUGUUUAGUCAGUGACCAGAAACUAAGUCUAGCCCCCAACAAUGGCAUACCUGAAGCCACACAUUCUGAUUUGAAGAUACAAAAAUUUAACGUGACCCCAAAUACACAGUCACUCUUUUCACUGGACAACAAGGACAAAAUUCUGCAGUCUGAAAAGGAAUCUGAGGUCACUAUUGGAAAUGCCUUUCUUCAAGUGCUUUCAUCAAUUCAGAAAACUCAGCUAAGUAUUGAAACUUUGCAACAACUAAGAAAGGUUUAUGGGGACCUAGAAUGUGAAUACUGUGGGAAACUUUUUGCUUACAAAGUCCAUUAUAACAACCAUGUGCGCACCCAUACUAAGGAGCACCUGCAGUACUGUUCACAGUGUAAUUAUUCAGCUGUCACCAAAAGCUCUUUGAAUCGACACAUGCUUCACAAACAUAGUGACUUGAUGCUGUCUUGUCCCAAUACGGAUUGUAAAUUUACCACACCUGACAAAUAUAAACUACAAGCACAUGUAAAAAGAUUUCAUGAAGAGACAAAGACUGCACCCUGUCCUGUUUGUAACAACAUCUAUUCUGAGCACCACCUUAAGCAGCAUAUGAGAAAAAUGCACCCUGACGCUGUCUCCGUCGAGGGUAAAGGGCGGAUGGAGAAACAGCCCGACAAGUGCCCUUACUGUGACUCCUACUUCCUGAAAAACAGCAAUGACUUUCAGCAGCACAUCUGGGCACAUGAAGGUAUAAAGCCAUACACUUGUGACAUGUGUGACUAUGCUGGCUGCAGAAAAAGUAACCUGAGGCUUCACAUGAACCGACACAAAACUGAGAAAAUUCACUUGUGUGACUUGUGUGGUAAAAAGUUUAAAUCUGAAGUCUCACUAAAAAUCCACACUCGAAGUCACACCAUUGAAGGAAGGAAAUUUAAGUGUUCAGAGUGCGACUUUGCCACGGCUUUAAAACCGUCUCUUGCAAGACACAUGGAGCAACAUGCCCGAGGAAGACAGGCUUUUCAAUGUGCCCAUUGCUACUAUUCUUGCAAUAAAGUUGGUCCUCUUAAACGUCACUAUAAGACAAAACAUCCAGAUGAACAGUAUCCAGACACAGAAUUACAGAAGACGGAAGACCCAGAGACACAGGAAAAGACAGGUUUCAAAUGCCCGGUCUGUGAUUCUGUUCAUGUAAGCAAGAAAGAGUUAAACCGCCACCUGAAGAACAAACACAGGUUGAAUGUACUGCAGAUUUCUUUUGAGGAAACUGAAGCCGUUGAGACACAGUUUGUGCCAGUAGAAGAUGAGAUGCAGUUGACAGAAGUGCCGGUCGAGACUUUACAAGACAACGAAGCUGUAAACAUUCUGCAGCAGAUCACUGAACUGAACCCAGACAUUCACAAUGUUGUUACUCCAAUGGUGGCAAUGGCUCCAGGCACCGUCACUGUAAUGGAGCAGAUUGCAGAGGAACAGGAAAUCAGCCCUGAUCAGCUGAUGGUUGUAGACGCAGAGGAGGAUCUGGGAGCAGAUCAGGUGAUGGUGGUGGAGGAGGCGGAGGGUCUGGAGGCUCUUACUGUCCUAACUCAGGGAGACAACACACACCACUACAUCGUCUAUGUGCAGGAACAGACUGUGGAGAUAGACAACAACUAGCGUAUCUUCUGCUCUUCGUUCACUUUACCUUUCUGUUUAAAAGUCAUAUU